UCCUUCUAGAAAAGUAUAGAUUUGCAGAAGCUGGAUAGAAAAGCAUAAUUAAAUGUGAAAACAACAUCUUAUCCGAAAGUCAUGGGGAUUCAUUCAUGAAAACCCCGAGGAGAAAAGUCAAUCUAUACUUACUGGUAAUUUCUCAGAGCACAUGAUUGCCAUUGACUGACCAUGAGGGAGGUUCUGUAAUGGUGGGGACCCAUUGAAAUCUAUCUAAUUAAAGACUUGUUACCAAUCAACUUGGAGAAAUUUGACAAUUUGUGGCCGUAGCCAUCUCUGCAAUUGUGUUUAUAAAGGUAAGGAACCCUCUUUAUGUUUCAAAGCAGUAGUCUAAUCUGAUCCCUUUCAUCUCCUCCUUUCAAGAAAUUAAACAAGCAAGUAACAGAUCCAAUCCAUACAUCAUCAUCAAUGGCGUUGAAGCUUUAUGGAGUUCCCAUGUCGACCUGUACCUCCCGUGUCCUGGCAUGUCUGCACGAGAAGUGCGUAAAUUUUGAGCUCGUCCCCGUCAAUCUCGCCGUCGGCGAGCACAAGCAGCCUCCUUUCCUCGCUAAGAAUCCAUUCGGUGUGAUUCCUGUUCUGGAAGACGGAGAUCUAACGCUAUUCGAAUCUAGAGCGAUUACGGCGUACGUGUCAAAGAAGUACAAGGAUCAAGGUGAGGAUCUGCUGAGACUUAAAGGGGGAAACUUCAAGGAAGAAGCCAUGGUAGGGGUAUGGAUCGAAGUGGAAGCACAGCAAUACUCCCCUGCCAUUACACCUAUCAUCUCCGAGCACUUCUUGGCUCCUAUGAGAGGCAGGACACCUGACCAGAAGGUGAUCGAUGAUGGGGUUGAGAAAUUUGGGAAGGUAUUGGAUGUGUACGAGGCAAGGCUAUCGCAGAGCAAGUACUUGGCUGGGGAUUUCUACAGUCUUGCAGAUCUUCAUCAUCUCUCUUAUACCCAUUACUUCAUGAAGUCUCCUUGGGCUUCCAUGAUCAACUCACGUCCUCAUGUUAAGGCCUGGUGGGAAGACAUCUCUUCAAGGCCUGCUUUCCAGAAGGUCUCUCAGGUCAUGACUAUUGAUAACAAGAAAUAAAUGAACAAAUACUAUUAUCACCAUCAUCAUCUUCAUUAGCUAAGUACUAUUAGCUACUAGUUUACUACUCUUAGAAUGAAUCAGAGAAUCCUUUAAUAUAGGAAAUAAGACGUUCAGCAUCUUUGUUCUGUUUUUUUUUUCUGUUCUGGGUAUGAUUAUAAUGAAUAUUACAGAGACAAUAAAUUGGGUUUUUGAGGUGAGA
This is a messenger RNA of Macadamia integrifolia, 1273 nucleotides long. RefSeq names its product glutathione S-transferase F13. NCBI's taxonomy places the organism in Eukaryota, Viridiplantae, Streptophyta, Magnoliopsida, Proteales, Proteaceae. Gene Ontology annotation, cellular component: cytoplasm. The transcript is spliced from 2 exons. Gene Ontology annotation, molecular function: glutathione binding; glutathione transferase activity. The record is from RefSeq and is a predicted model, not a curated record. Bases 409 to 1071 code for a protein of 220 amino acids.